Molecule: messenger RNA, 1360 nt
Organism: Drosophila miranda
Lineage: Eukaryota; Metazoa; Arthropoda; Insecta; Diptera; Drosophilidae
Exons: 1
Coding region: 614-1258 (214 amino acids)
Source: RefSeq, a predicted model, not a curated record
AUUUCCUUUUGGAUUUCAACCGAUUACUUCGCAGCUUCUGACUUCCAAUGGCAUUCAAUUGAUGGAUUUUACCAUCUGUAAGGUCCCUAUUCCAAUCAAAAAACUGUUUUCUGAAAGCUCAAACGCCCCGCCCCUUAACCCAUUUUCAUUUGCAAUUAAGUAGGCCAUGCCGGGGGGUAAAUUGUGAAUAUAAUAAUCGAUUUUUCCAUUUCCAUUGUGCCAUUGGAAAAUUUUAAAAUCACACCAAAGCCACAUAAAGUCUAUUGACCUCUGGAGCAGGGGAGCAGCAGAGAAGAGGCGGAGGAGCAGGAGCGGUGAGCGAGUGAGAGAGUAACAAUUGCAGCAGCCUGAAGAAUAGAUAGGUAGUGCGAAAAGGAGGUCGCAUAUCGAUUAAACACGUGGAGUGGAGGGACGGGGGCGUACAACAGGGGAGAUUGAGUCAGAGCCUUUGUGGGGAAGGGGUGGGGUGUGGUAUGGCGGGUGGCGGGUGCGCUGGCAACACGUUUGAUUACCGCGUGUAAACAGCAACAAUAAGCGCUAGACUGCAGAAGUUGCAAGGACCCGCCCAAACGUUGUGCAACAUUUUGUGGCAGUCACAUGCCAGCGAAGCCCCAUGAUGGACAAUGCCAAUGCACUUUUCACAAUGGACGAGCAGCCCAAUGGAAAGCCACCCACACCCAAGGCGAAGCCUCCCGAGAAGCCCCUCCGAAAGAGAACCCAAACCAAAGCCAUAGCCUCGGCCCCAGCCCCAGCCCCAGCCCCAGCCAGGACCCCGAAGGCGACCCCCACGGCGAUUAUGUGUGAACUGACGCGCCUCAAGGCGCAGCAAAAGUACCUCGAGUGCCAUCAAGUCAGGCUGAAUGCCAGCCAUUUCCAGGAUAGCCCAGACGACGAGCCCAGCUCCGAAGGCAAUGGUGACCAGAGGCCAGGCAGCUCCUCCACCACAGCCCUAGCCAGCCUGAUCAACGAGAUUGAGCGCCUGCAGUUCGAGCUGGACGAGAAAAUGCAGGUCUACCGCUCCGCCAAGCGCAACGAGGAGCAGGACAUGUGGCACUUUGUGACCACCAUGAAGGAGGACGUCUUCCGGCCGGAGCGACUCAGCAUGUUCACGGUCAACGCCCUGAGAGAGCGAAUCAUCGGCCUGAACGGCCAGCUGGAGCGUUUGAGUGCGAAGAACUCGAAGGAACUGCAGACUCUGCGAGAGGAGUACCAGCAGUUGGAGCGGGAGAAUAAAUUCAUAUGGAGGGGCAGCCUAUAGGCAGUCCCCGAUCUCCCGAUUUAUCGCGAGAAAGAAUGUUUUAUACAAAUUAUGAUUAAUAAAUGCACAAGAUUGAUAAAAGCAUUCAAAGGAAAACGCACA